AUGUCUGCAUUGCGCUCUUGGUUCCGCGGAUCGUCCGCACCCUCAAAACAAUCGCCAAGUGCUGCGCCGAGCCCGGCCGCCAGUUCUACUUCCUUGCGCGACCACUUACACAACCAUGGGCGUCCCAGAACCGCCUCAGUUAGCGCUGCCCAGCAGGAGGCGAACAACAUUGAAGAUGCCAUGGCAGCAGUAGCAUUGAUUAUGAACGACGAUAUCGACGGAGCCGAAGCAAUGCUGCGAUUGCGCGAAGAUGCCUCGACAUUCCACCAGCUUGGUCUGGGCGUGUCGACAUUCUUGAGGAGUAUCUUGGGUUUCGAAAAGGAGAUCAUGAAUGAGACGACAACCAGAUUGGGGGAGACGGAAACACGGGCAUGGAACGAUAUGAAGAAGGCCCAGAAAGAGGCGGAAAAGCAUGGGGUGUACGCUGGUUCGGUAUACCCCCAGGGUCAUGCAUCAGGAGGAAGCCACAUCUACCCUCCGGGUUCUGAAUUUGCGCUCGUGAACGCAGAGGCGCAACUCAUGGGCGCCGUGGUGGCUGUGAUGCACGAAAGUCUGACGGAGGCAAUCAAGGGAUUCUACAAACUGAGAAAGGCGUACGCGACCUUGGACGGUAUCAUGACCUCGGAGUUGCUGUAUCUGCAAACAUUGGAGAAGAAGGGUAUCACCACGAGCGCAAGGUCAACCAAGACGAGUGUCGACGAGAUGCCUGGUGCAUUCAGCGACUCGGAAUUUGCCAGCCUCGAAAACUCGAAAGGCGCAAACACUCCCUCGCAAAACGGUGCCGUGGCAGAUUCUGCCAGCGCCGCCAAAGAGCCUUCCGGUCCUCAGACACCAGCGUCCGCAUCGGCUUCUAAUGUAGCGAAGACGGCCGCAGAUGCGGAGAUACUCGACGAGAAAUUGGGUCAUCUCCAACUCGACACGGAUGCGGCAAGCGUGCAGAGCGUGCCUCAGAAUGCUUCCCCGGAAGUUACGACACCAUCGACACCCCAAUUCUCUCACCUAGACCAGCUGAACAAGUUCGGCGCCGAUAGGUCAAUCUUCAAAUCACCCGUUGACAUCUUCGUCCACAGCGGCGCAAGCAUGUGCUUCGGUAUUCUCCUGCUCAUCAUCUCCAUGGUUCCCCCAGCCUUCUCCCGCCUUCUCUCCGUCAUCGGUUUCAAGGGUGAUCGCGACAGGGGAGUCCAGAUGCUCUGGCAAUCAACCAAGUACAACAACAUCAACGGCGCCAUGGCCGGUCUCGUCCUCCUCCAGUACUACAACCUCUUCUCCGCGUUCGCCGACAUCCUCCCCAGCGAGCUCGACAUCCAGCAAUACUCCAAGUUCGCCAACGGGGGCGCCGAAUUCGAAGCCGUCGGCUACCCCCGCGACGAGUGCACCGCCCUGCUCGCCGAGAUGCGCCAGCGCUACCCGGACUCGCGCCUCUGGCGGCUCGAAGAGGCCCGCGUCAUGGCCAACGCCCGUCGCAUCGAGGAGGCCCUGGCCAUGCUGGCCGCCAACAGCGACAGCAAGAUGCGCCAGAUUGCCGCGCUCAACAAUUUCGAGCUGAGCAUGAACUCCAUUUACGCUUUGGAAUUCCAGUCCGCGCCCGCCCACUUUUUGCGCUGCGUCGAGCUCAACAGCUGGAGUCACGCGCUGUACUACUACCUCGCCGGUUGUGCCGAGCUGGAGCAGUACCGCGAUCUGUUCCACAGUGGCGAAGCUAGCAGCUCCGCUGCCCUCAAACACAAGAAGCUGGCCGAGGAGUACUUCCGCAAAGCCCCCACCGUCGCUGGCAAGAAGCGGUUCAUGGCCAAGCAGAUGCCCUUCGAGGUGUUUGUGCUGCGCAAGCUGCAGAAGUGGGAGGAGCGCGUCAAGGCGUACGGGCUGGAUCUCGCGGACGUGAUCUGCGUCAGUCCGGCGCUCGAGAUGAUUUACUUGUGGAACGGCAGCAAGCGGAUGCCGCCUCACUUGCUGGAGAAGGCGCGGACGUACCUGGCUUGGGAGCGGUGCACGGCGCCGGCGGACAAGGGGGUUGUCGCGAAUGUCAAGAGCCUGGAGCAGGAUGAGGUAGCUAUUGGACUGCUGGCCGAGUCGGCGCUGUUGAGACAGCUGGGUAAGGGCGCGGAGGCGAGGAAGUUGGUGGAGCCUCUGUUGGGGGUUGAUAGAUCCGUCUUCAAGGGCCCUACAAGAGACGAUUACUGCGGCGCCGCAGCCCAUUACGAAGUCGCGGCCGUUGCCUGGAUGGAAGUCUGCAACCCCGAGGCCUGGCCAUCAGCCCCCGAAGAGGUCGAAGCCUUCCGCAAGCAAAAGACAGAUGAGUGCCAGCUGUAUCUGGACAAGGUGUCCAAGUGGGAUGGCUUCGUUCUGGAUGCCCGGUUUGGCAUGAGAGUCCAGGCGGGUAUCGACAGCGUGAGGUGGCUGAAGGGCAAGAAGGGCUGGAUGUGA
Neurospora tetraspora is the source of this 2424-nucleotide messenger RNA. RefSeq lists its product as uncharacterized. Gene Ontology annotation, cellular component: nucleus; cytosol; mitochondrial outer membrane. NCBI's taxonomy places the organism in Eukaryota, Fungi, Ascomycota, Sordariomycetes, Sordariales, Sordariaceae. The transcript has 2 exons. The record is from RefSeq and is a predicted model, not a curated record. The coding region runs from base 1 to 2424 and encodes 807 amino acids.